AUGGAUGCUUCGAUCCUCCAGUUUAGUGGCUCUUUCUUAUUUGCCAGUGAUCUGCGAGUUGUACGAAGCGAUCUAGCCAUGCGUCGAUUACACCCUAUCUUCUGGUUUGCUUCUUUGAAGUGCCUUGCCGCGGCAGAUUCUUGGUCACCACCGGACGGACCGUCUCUGUACGGAAAUGGCUCCUACGCCACGGACGUUCUUAUGCUGGCGGGCAAUGAGACGUGGACGAACCACCCGGACAACGAGGACACCUUUGGCAAUGACACCCACAUUUUCAAGAAGCGUGCCGAGGAUUUAUACUUGCGGAUCCUUCCUCUCGGCGCAUCAAUUACCAGAGGCGUCCCGUCGAGUGACAACAACGGCUACCGCAAGGCGUUGCGCGAACAACUAAGGUUUGAGGGCUGGAAAGUUAACAUGGUUGGAUCCAAGCAGGAUGGUAUUCACUGGAACGGAGGAUGUGAUGUGCUUGUCCAAAACAAGGCUACUGGGACUCUGACAUUGUACGAGAACAAUUACGAUGCUGGCGCGAAGGCACUCACGUUCAGCAACCGGGGCGUUGUUGCGAACACUGGCUGCACAGAGGGCUGGGGUGCGGGUAUCUUUGAUAGGGGCAUGCGCUUGGCAGACAUUGAUGGUGACGGGCGAGCCGACCCUAUUUGCAGUGAGAUAAGUGGCGGCAUGACUGCCUGGCUCAAUAGACAGGGCGGCCUUCUCGAUGCUGGCCAGAUCAAAUUCGCAGAGUCAUGGGAUCGUGCUAAUAUACGCUUUGCCGACGUGGAGAACUCCGGGAGAGCUGACAUCAUCUGGAUGAACAAAUAUACUGGAGUCAGCACAGUCUUCAAGAACAAUGGCUAA
Molecule: messenger RNA, 855 nt
Organism: Colletotrichum fioriniae
Lineage: Eukaryota; Fungi; Ascomycota; Sordariomycetes; Glomerellales; Glomerellaceae
Source: RefSeq, a predicted model, not a curated record